AUGGAGGGCAGGGGCUGGCCCGACGGAGAGGCGGGUUGUUUUAACUUGCAGAUGAGCCGAUGGGCACCACCCGGGCUGGUGCUGCUCCGGUAGCGAUUUGCUUAGCAUUGCGCUAACAGUCAACAGGCUAAUCUCUCUCAUUAGCUCUCUCUCUCCACCGCUCCACUCACAAACACAAGUGGCCCAUUAACCAGCUAGAGCAUCCCUCGCUCUCCUUGCCGCCUCCCGCUUUGAUGCCUUUUUGAUAAGAGCAAGGAUAAUGAGGAUAAUCAUAACAUCGAUGAUAAUUCACUAUCCAGCGCAGCGGCAACACGCUAAUCGCCUAAAAGCACUUCCUGUGUACUCCUCAGAUGGAUGCUCUUCGGACGUUCUUUUUUUAAAUUAUUUUUUUUACACACACACACUCCGUUGAUAUUUAAAUGUGCGUGGCUGGUGGAGGAGUGUGUGUGAUCUAAAGGAUGCUGGUGCUCUCUAGCACCCCUGGUCCGGUGGUGGUGCAGCAGUCUACACACAAUACUACAUAAUGACAAAGUAAAAACAGGUUUUUAGACAUUUUUGCAAAUGUAUUACAAAUAAAAAAUGGAAAUAUCACAUUUACAUAAGUAUUCAGACCCUUUACUCAGUACUUUGUUGAAGCACCUUGUCACGGUUUCGGCCGAGGCUGCUCCUCCUCCUGGUUCGGGCAGGCUUCGGCGGUCGUCGUCCCCGGAGUACUAGCUGCCACCGAUCUAUGUUUCAUGUUCGUUUGGUUUGGUCUUAAUGUUGUACACCUGUGUCUAGUUAGUCCUCGUUAGUGUUCUAUUUAGUUCUCGUUGUGUGUGUCUGUGUUUGUGUGUGAUUGCGCUUCUGUUACGUGUUGGAGCUACUAUUUCCCUCCAGUGUUUUGGAGUGGUUACUUUGCACAUGUUUUGUGCGCCGUUUAUUUAGUCGCCUGUGUGCGCCUAGUAUUCGCCUUCAGGCUUUUGUGCUUUUGUUUUGUGUGAAUUUUGCACUAAAGCCUUUGGACUGAGCCUCUGCGUCCUGCGCUUGAUUCAUACACCACACCCACCUUCAGCACCUUAUGACAGAAUCACACACCAUAAUGGAAUCAGCAGGAUCGGCAGAGACGCCUGUAUCGCUGGGGGAGCGUCUAGUCCAUUUGAGACAGGGGAGGAGGAGCGCGCAGGCGUUCGCUCUAGAGUACCGGACUCUAGCGGCGGAUGCAGGGUGGAAUGAGCGGGCUCUCAUCGACCAUUUUCGAUGUAGCCUACGAGAGGACGUUCAACGUGAGUUGGCCUGCAGGGAUACCCAUCUUACCUUCGACCAGUUGGUCGAUAUGUCCAUCCGUCUGGACACCCUGCUGGCCACCCAUGGAUGUCCUGAGGGGAGUCCGUCCAUUCCGCCCUCCGGCGCCUCCGAGCCGAGCCCUAUGGAGCUCGGGGGUGCCGGCGCUAGAGAACGGAGUAGGAGGAGCCCGAGGGGGCCUGUCUCCUGCACCAAGUGCGGUCGUGGAGGGCACACUGCGGCCAGGUGCUGGGGAGGGUUCUCCGGGGGAGAAGACAACAGGCCACGCACUGGGGGGGCCUCCCAGGUGAGUAGACGUCCCACUUACCCAGAGCUUUCUGUUGCGCACUUUUGUAUACCUGUUUGUUUUCCACAGGUUGCACCUCAUUCCCAGCAUAAGGCGCUCGUAGAUUCAGGCGCAGCUGGGAAUUUUGUUGAUCGGAAGUUUUGUUUUGAGUUAGGGAUCCCUCUCCUACCUGUUGACAAACCUUUUCCCGUUCAUGCCUUAGAUAGCCGCCCGUUGGGGUCGGGGUUGAUCAGGGAGAUCACAGCGCCACUUCGGAUGUGUGCGCAGGGGGGUCAUGAGGAGACUAUACAGCUGUAUCUGAUCGACUCUCCUGCGUACCCAGUGGUGCUGGGGAUUCCCUGGUUAAGCACCCACAACCCUGCUAUUUCGUGGCAACAGAGGGCUCUCGAUGGGUGGUCUGCUCAGUGCGAGGGGCGAUGUCUGGGUGUUUCCGUGGGGGCGACUUCGGUGGAGAGUCCAAACCAAGUGCCCGCACUGCACAUUCCGCCUGAAUAUGGGGAUUUAGCUCUCGUGUUUAGCAAAGAUAGGGCGACGCAGUUGCCUCUUCAUAGACAGGGGGAUUGUGCGAUUGAUCUCCAGGCAGGAGCAGCACUCCCACGGAGCCAUGUGUAUCCUUUGUCUCAAGAGGAGAGAAAAGCUAAGGAGACUUACAUAGCCGAAUCUUUGAGACAGGGAUACAUUCGGCCCUCCACUUCUCCCGCCUCCUCUAGCUUCUUUUUUGUGAAAAAGAAAGAUGGAGGGUUGCGCCCGUGCAUUGAUUACCGUGGUCUCAAUCAGAUUACUGUGAAAUACAGUUAUCCACUCCCUCUGAUUGCGACCAUGACGGAGUCAUUGCAUGGAGCGCGGUUUUUCACAAAACUGGAUCUCAGGAGCGCGUAUAGCUUGGUGCGCAUUAGGGAGGGUGACGAAUGGAAGACAGCGUUUAGUACCACGUCAGGUCAUUUCGAAUAUCUCGUCAUGCCAUAUGGGUUGAUGAAUGCUCCAUCAGUCUUCCAAUCCUUCGUUGAUGACAUUUUCCGGGAUAUGCAGGGACAAGGGGUGGUUGUGUACAUUGAUGACAUUCUGGUGUACUCGUCUACCCGAGCCGAGCAUAUAACCCUGGUGCGUCGUGUGUUGAGGCUGGUAUAGGGGCCGUUCUCUCUCAAGGGUCCGGCACGCCACCUAAACUCCGCCCCUGUGCUUUUUACUCUAAGAAGCUCAGCCCGGCGGAGCGUAACUAUGACGUUGGGGACAGGGAGCUGUUAGCUGUAGUUCAAGCCCUUAAGGUGUGGAGGCAUUGGCUUGAGGGGGCUCAACACCCUUUCCUCAUUUUGACUGACCAUCGGAACCUGGAGUACAUCCGGGCAGCGAGGAGACUGAACCCUCGCCAGGCUCGAUGGAGUAUGUUUCUCACCAGGUUCGUAUUUAAAAUCACGUACAUCCCUGGGUCCCAGAAUGGUAAGGCAGAUGCGCUGUCCCGGCGGUAUGACACGGAGGAGAGGUCAGUUGAGCCCACUCCCAUACUACCGGAGUCUUUCCUUGUGGCACCGGUGGUGUGGGAGGUCGAUGCCGAAAUCGAGCGAGCGUUGCGUACCGACCCCAGCCCUCCACAGUGUCCUGAGGGUCGGAAGUACGUUCCGCUCGAGAUUCGGGAUCGACUCAUUUACUGGGCUCACACGUCACCCUCCUCUGGACAUUCGGGUAUCGGCCGGACAGUGCAUUGCCUUAGCACUAAAUACUGGUGGCCCACUUUGGCUAGGGAUGUGAGGGUUUAUGUCUCCUCCUGCUCGGUGUGCGCCCAGUGUAAGGCGCCCUGACAUCUGCCCAGGGGUAAGUUACAGCCCCUACCCGUUCCACAACGACCAUGGUCCCACCUCUCGGUGGAUUUUGUAACAGACCUUCCCCUCUCUCAGGGGAAUACCACCAUCCUGGUCGUUGUGGACCGGUUCUCUAAGGCCUGUCGUCUUCUCCCUAUGUUGGGUCUUCCUACUGCCCUACAGACUGCUGAGGCCCUAUUUACCCACGUCUUCCGGCAUUACGGGGUCCCCGAGGAUAUAGUGUCUGAUCGAGGCCCCCAGUUUACCUCCCGGGUGUGGAGAGCGUUUAUGGAGCGUUUGGGGGUCUCGGUUAGCCUUACCUCGGGGUACCACCCGGAGAGUAACGGGCAGGUAGAACGUGUCAACCAGGAUGUGGGUAGGUUUCUGAGGUCGUAUUGCCAGGACCGGCCUGAGGAGUGGGCGCGUUACAUUCCCUGGGCCGAGAUGGCCCAGAAUUCUCUCCGCCACUCCUCUACCAACCUAACCCCUUUCCAAUGUGUAUUAGGUUACCAGCCGGUUCUGGCACCGUGGCAGCAGAGCCAGAUCGAGGCCCCUGCGGUGGAUGAUUGGAUGAGGCGCUUGGAAGAGACGUGGAACGCUGCCCACGUCCACCUACAGCGGGCCGUCCGCCGUCACAAGGCGAGCGCCGAUCUCCACCGCAGUGAGGGGCCGGUGUACGCACCCGGAGAUCGAGUCUGGCUCUCUACCAGAAACCUACCCCUCCGCCUGCCCUGCCGGAAGCUGGGUCGGCGGUUUGUGGGGCCCUUUAAAGUCCUGAGAAGAUUGAACGAGGUGUGUUAUAAGUUACAUCUACCUGUUGAAUAUAAGAAUAUUAACCCCUCGUUCCAUGUGUCUCUUCUCAGGCCGGUGGUAGCUGGUCCACUCCAGGACAAUGAGAUAGGAGAGACUCCUCCGCCCCCAUUGGACAUCGAGGGGGCUCCGGCGUACACCGUUCGGUCCAUCUUGGACUCCAGACGCCGGAUGGGGGGUCUCCAGUAUCUCGUGGAGUGGGAGGGGUACGGCCCGGAGGAGCGGUGCUGGGUGCCGCGGAGGGACAUCCUAGACCCAUCUCUCCUGUCGGAGUUCCACCGGGACCAUCCCGCGCGCCCUGCUCCGCGUCCUCCUGGUCGUCCCCGAGGCCGGGGUCGGCGCACGGCUGGAGCCGCGCGUCAAGGGGGGGGUACUGUCACGGUUUCGGCCGAGGCUGCUCCUCCUCCUGGUUCGGGCAGGCUUCGGCGGUCGUCGUCCCCGGAGUACUAGCUGCCACCGAUCUAUGUUUCAUGUUCGUUUGGUUUGGUCUUAAUGUUGUACACCUGUGUCUAGUUAGUCCUCGUUAGUGUUCUAUUUAGUUCUCGUUGUGUGUGUCUGUGUUUGUGUGUGAUUGCGCUUCUGUUACGUGUUGGAGCUACUAUUUCCCUCCAGUGUUUUGGAGUGGUUACUUUGCACAUGUUUUGUGCGCCGUUUAUUUCGUCGCCUGUGUGCGCCUAGUAUUCGCCUUCAGGCUUUUGUGCUUUUGUUUUGUGUGAAUUUUGCACUAAAGCCUUUGGACUGAGCCUCUGCGUCCUGCGCUUGAUUCAUACACCACACCCACCUUCAGCACCUUAUGACACACCUUUGGCAGCGAUUACAGCUUCGAGGCUUCUUGGGUGUGACGCUACAAGCUUGGCACACCUGUAUUUGGGGAGUUUCUCCCAUUCUUCUCGGCAGAUCCUCUCCAGCUCUGUCAGGUUGGAUGGGGAUCGUUGCUACACAGCUAUUUUCAGGUCUCUCCAGAGAUAUUCGAUUGGGUUCAAGUCCGGGUUCUGGUUGGGCCACUCAAGGACAUUCAGAGACUUGUCCCGAAGCCACUCCUGCGUUGUCUUGGCUGUGUGCUUAGGGUUGUUGUCCUGUUGGAAGGUGAACCUUCACCCCAGUCUGAGGUCCUGAGCGCUCUGGAGCAGGUUUUCAUCAAUGCUCUCUUUACUUUGCUCCGUUCAUCUUUCCCUCAAUCCUGACUAGUCUCCCAGUCCCUGCCGCUGAAAAACCUCUCCACAGCAUGAUGCGGCCACCACCAUGCUUCACCGUAGGGAUUGUGCCAGGUUUCCUCCAGACAUGACACUUGCAUUCAGGCCAAAGAGUUCAAUCUUGGUUUCAUCAGACCAGAGAAUCUUGUUUCUCAUGGUCUGAGAGUCCUUUAGGUGCCUUUUGGUAAACUCCAAGCGGGCUGUCAUGUGCCUUUUUACUGAGGAGUGGCUUCUGUCUGGCCACUCUACCAUAAAGGCCUGAUUGGUGGAGUGCUGCAGAGAUGGUUGUCCUUCAUGAAGGUCGGCCCAUCUCCACAGAGGAAAGAGGAACUCUGGAGCGCUAUCAAAGUGACCAUCAGGUUCUUGUCACCUCCCUGACCAAGGCCCUUCUCCCCCGAUUGCUCAGUUUGGUCGGGCGGCCAGCUCUAGAAAGAGUCUUGGUGGUUCCAAACUUCUUCCAUUUAAGAAUGAUGGAGGCCACUGUGUUGUUGGGGACCUUCAAUGCUGCAGACAUUUUUUGGUACCCUUCCCCAGAUCUGUGCCUCGAAACAAUCCUUUCUCUGAGCUCUACGGACAAUUCCUUCGACCUCAUGGCUUGCUUUUUGCUGUGACAUGCACUGUCAACUGUGGGACCUUAAAUAGACAGGUGUGUGCCUUUCCAAAUCAUGUCCAAUCAAUUGAAUUUACCACAGGUGGACUCCAAUCAAGUUGUGGAAACCUCUCAAGGAUGAUCAAUGGAAACAGGAUGGAUCUGAGCUCAAUGUCGAGUCUCAUAGCAAAGGGUCUGAAUACUUAUGGAAAUAAUAUUAUUUGUUUUAUUUUUAUUUUAGCAAAAAUGUCUAAAACCCUGUUUUCGCUUUGUCAUUAUGGGGUAUUGUGUGUAGAUUGAUGAGUGGAAAAAUGAUUUUAUCCAUUUUAGAAUAAGGCUGUAACGUAACAAAAUGUGGUGAAAAGUCAAGGGGUCUGAAUACUUUCCGAAUACACUGUCUAUGCCUCAGCAGCCAGCUAUAAGUUUACUGUAAGUGUAAUAUAUAAGCUAUGUGUGUUGGUCAGAGAGGGAAGGGAGGAAGGGAAGGUACCUGGUUGCCUGCAGUAGGACACACACUGUUUCUACACCAAACAUUACCUCUCCGCCACACCUGUUUGAACACAAUCUAGCCUACACACAAAAGCUUUCUUUGCCACACCUAACGUGUGCUUGAAGAAAGAGCCCGUGUAGGGUGGCACACCUGUAUUUGGUUAGGAGUUGGACCAGUAACCGAAACGUUGCUAGUUCGAAUCCCAGAGGCGACCAAGGUGAAAAAUCUGUCUGUGCCCUUGAGGUCUUAACCGUAAUUGCUCCUGGGUCGUCGUUGAUCAUGGCUGACCCUGACCGUGACCCCACUCUCCGGUGGAGUCUCGGGAGUUGGGAUAUAAAAAAAAUAACAUUUACAAUUCACACAUGCGUAUGUACAUGUAUUGUAUUGUAUUGUAUUAUAUAACUAGAAUUAGAAUAAUCAUUCUAUUUCCAUGAUUCCAACAGUUCACCCAAGUGUUUUGCUCUAAAUCACAAGUCAAAUUGCAAUUGCAACAUUUGGUAAAAUAAGGCCUAGAUAUUGUGCAGCCCUACGUGGCAGUGUGGAAAUGAUCUCAAAUGAGUGCAGGAAAUGCAGAAAUUGAUGAAAAUACAGAAAAAACAUUGUGAUUAAGUUUAAUUUAAUAGUAUAAAACAUUCAGAAUGGAGAAAGACUCAUUGAAAUCACUUAAAAUGUAUGUGUUGCCACCCUAGGGUCACACACUACUCAUAAAGCAAAUGUAGAAGUUUUUAUUAUUCAAAAACAUAAAAUACCGUCAAAUACCGCUAAAAAAAUUUUUCAUACUGUGUGAUGAUAUUUUGGCCAUAUUGCCCAGCACUAUGUACAUGUGUGAAAUAGGACAAAUAUAAGAACCCACCAAAUUAUUAUUAUUAUUAUGAUGUGAUGCCAAUGUCUCAUAUGCACUUAAAAAACAGACAAACACGCACCUACACAGUGGUUAUUGAGCUUGGGCACCUACACAGUGGUUAUUGAGCUUGGGCACCUACACAGUGGUUAUUGAGCUUGGGCACCUACACAGUGGUUAUUGAGCUUGGGCACCUACACAGUGGUUAUUGAGCUUGGGCACCUACACAGUGGUUAUUGAGCUUGGGCACCUACACAGUGGUUAUUGAGCUUGGGCACCUACACAGUGGUUAUUGAGCUUGGGCACCUACACAGUGGUUAUUGAGCUUGGGCACCUACACAGUGGUUAUUGAGCUUGGGCACCUACACAGUGGUUAUUGAGCUUGGGCACCUACACAGUGGUUAUUGAGCUUGGGCACCUACACAGUGGUUAUUGAGCUUGGGCACCUACACAGUGGUUAUUGAGCUUGGGCACCUACACAGUGGUUAUUGAGCUUGGGCACCUACACAGUGGUUAUUGAGCUUGGGCACCUACACAGUGGUUAUUGAGCUUGGGCACCUACACAGUGGUUAUUGAGCUUGGGCACCUACACAGUGGUUAUUGAGCUUGGGCACCUACACAGUGGUUAUUGAGCUUGGGCACCUACACAGUGGUUAUUGAGCUUGGGCACCUACACAGUGGUUAUUGAGCUUGGGCACCUACACAGUGGUUAUUGAGCUUGGGCACCUACACAGUGGUUAUUGAGGCACCUACACAGUGGUUAUUGAGGCACCUACACAGUGGUUAUUGAGGCACCUACACAGUGGUUAUUGAGGCACCUACACAGUGGUUAUUGAGGCACCUACACAGUGGUUAUUGAGGCACCUACACAGUGGUUAUUGAGGCACCUACACAGUGGUUAUUGAGGCACCUACACAGUGGUUAUUGAGGCACCUACACAGUGGUUAUUGAGGCACCUACACAGUGGUUAUUGAGCUUGGGCACCUACACAGUGGUUAUUGAGCUUGGGCACCUACACAGUGGUUAUUGAGGCACCUACACAGUGGUUAUUGAGCUUGGGCACCUACACAGUGGUUAUUGAGCUUGGGCACCUACACAGUGGUUAUUGAGCUUGGGCACCUACACAGUGGUUAUUGAGCUUGGAUCAAAAUUAUAGGCUAGUUGUAGACGAAUAUAACAAGUGACAUAAAUGGAGACAACAACUGUGAUUGGUUCCUACAAGCCCUAUACAAUACAUAUCAGCAGAAGAGAGGCUAGAGCAGGUUGCACUCUAGUCUAAAGUGCUGCCUGUUACUACAGGUAUGUUUAUGUUGUAUUAAAGAUGCAGUCCAGGAUCUUAAGCACUUACAGAUUCUUAACAUAUUGUCCGAAUUUGUAGAAAGAAAAAAUUGGGGAACCAGUUUUCGGGAACCCGUUUUGGCUCGUGAGCACUACUUUGAAAACUACUGGCUGAAAUGAUACAAACGUUUUGGUGCAGCACCACUCCUGUCUUCUCCAGAGGCUACAGAGCUGUCUGUCUGGCUUGAUUUAUUCCUCUCAUUCAGACCAGACAGAGCAGGAGUGGCACCCAGCCUCCCAUGUGGAAAUACGGGGGAUGUAUUUGUGUUGUGGUUCUGUACAUGGAGCUCUUUCUCUUUAACACAAAAGGGCAGUUCUCUCGCUGUCUGACAUGUCUGAUUGCUCUACUUUACCCUGAGUUAUGAUUCAUCUUCAUCCUCAGCUAGCCUGCUACUGGAGAUCUGACUUAUUUAUUAAUUUACUGUUUCCAUGGCUCUUUACUGCUUGUUUUUCCCUCUCUUUCCUACUACCCUCUCUCUCUUUUCUACUACCCUCUCUCUUUUCUACUACCCUCUGUCUCUUUUCUACUACCCUCUCUCGCUCUCUUUCAUACUACCCUCUCUCUCUUUUCUACUACCCUCUCUCUUUUCUACUACCCUCUCUCUUUUCUACUACCCUCUCUCUUUUCUACUACCCUCUCUCUCUUUUCUACUACCCUCUCUCUCUCUUUUCUACUACCCUCUCUCUCUCUUUUCUACUACCCUCUCGCUCUCUCUUUUCUACUACCCUCUCUCUCUCUUUUCUACUACCCUCUCUGUCUCUUCUGUCUCGAAACGUUGCUAGUUCGAAUCCCCGAGCCGACCAAGGUGAAAAAUCUGUCUGUGCCCUUGAGGUCUUAACCUCUGUCUCUUUUCUACUACCCUCUCUCUCUUUUCUACUACCCUCUCUCUCUUUUCUACUACCCUCGCUCUCUUUCCUACUACCCUCUGUCUGUCUCUAUCAUUGUAAAAAGGACUCUCUUGAUGUUAGGCUAUAUGCACUCAUUAUCUCCUUUCUUCCUGUCUGCCAUUGUCUCUACUAUCUGUUCUCAUAGAUCCUUGCCCUCGCCACUCCUUCAGGUGUUGUGUGUUCUCUUUGAACAUGGCAGUGUCCUUAGGCCCUCGCCCUUCUCCUCCUCGGGGUGGGUUACUCUAAACCCUGACAGUGAGUACCCAACCCCAGACCUAGAGAUGAGAUGAGUGGCUGGGGAUUUCCUGGUGUACAUCACAUCCCUGACCUCUUUUCUGCUCCUAGCAUCCCUCCAUCCCCAUCGCUACGCUCCCUCCUCUCUUCUCUUUCACUCUAUGCCCUCCCUCUCCCGUCUCCCCCUCUUUCUCCUGCUUUCUCUCAGUCCAGAGCAGAGCUUGACCCAAUUCCUCUUUAACAACAACAACAGCGAAAGGAUGGGCCCCAGCCGCCCUCCACCCCUCUGUCUCUCAGUGUCCCUCAACCCCCACCCCAAGCAUCAGCCUCGGCCCAGAUAUAACCCAGACCACCCGAGCCCAGCACCACUCUAGUCACAACCCACCCCAUCCCCAGCCUCAGCCCCACCUCAAGCCCAAGCAGCAUCACCCCAGCACCACCUCAGCCACAACCUGCCUAGACUGGGACGAUUGGUGGUGCCCCACAGACUGUAAGGUUGCCAAAAGCCGAAUGCUGAUUUGGUUGUUGGUUACAGUUGACAGACACGGCCCAGCCUAGAUGGAUAACUUAUUUUCCCAUUUACUCUCUUUCUCUCUCUUUCUCUUGUUGGGAGGAUUUCUGCUCUUAAUUGAAGUGACAGCAGCAGGGUUGUCAUGGUGACACUGGGGACAUAGAUUAAAGCUUAUUGUGAGCGGGGAGAGGAUGAGAGGGGGAGAGGAGGAGGAGAGGGGUGAUGUCUCUUGCUGGCUGCCUGCUGUGUUCUUGGUUGGCCUCAUUGACCAUCAUGCAGUGCUCUACACACUAGCAGAUCUGUUGUAUGAUUUGCUGCAGCUGCAUUCACAUAAUUGGACUAUAUAGCCUAUAUUUUUUUGCUGGUUUUAUGAAGUAGAAGUAGCUACUGAAUGUGUGCGAACAUUCUAGAGAAGGACUGAACUAUGUGAGACUACUUCCUGGGGAGGGAGGAAUGGAUGGAGGGAGAGGGAGAGAGAGGGUCUGAGUCUGUCAGGACAGGCCUACUGAACAUUGUGUAGCCUAGCUUCACUUUACAUUGAUUUUAGCUGUUUUUUGGAGGCCAGAUGAUCACUAUCCUGGCUAAUCACCACUAUUUAUAUUGACUUGGUUGAAUUCCUCAGUGCUUUUGAAUACCGAAAGGAGGACAGGCAGGAAUGUAAGUUGAAUUCCUCUCAUCUCAAGGCCCUCUGGUAUCAGGUGGGUUGAGCUAAGCUAAGUAGUGGUCCUGACUCCUAGAUGAUUGCAGGGCAGGGGCGGCUCUGUAUUUGAGAGCUGUCCACUCAAGACCGUGUAAGAAGGAAGGAUGCCCUCCUCUCUCUCCCCCUCCUUUAGUCAUGAGAGGAUUUUGCAGAUGGUUUCAUGCUCAUUGGCGUCUAACAAGCAGGUGGUCUGAGAUGAGGUGGGCGGAGAGGAGAGCAGUCUGGAGAGACUGGAGUCGUCUCCGACACUUUAGAGGUCCUCCUCAAAGGCUUGAGAGGGAGAGAGGAGGGGAGGGGAGGGGAGGAUAGCCCCUCCACCAUCAGCUUGCGUGUGAGAGGGGGCAGAAAGGAGGAGGAGAGUGGAUAGCCUCUCCAUUUCGCCCUGCGUGUGAGAGGAGCGAGAGAGAGAGACGGAGACAUACAGGACAGACAGACCGACGGGGGUGGUGGACCCUGCCCAUGCCCAUGCCUGCCCUCGGGCCAACCUUAGACAAACACGUUGAUUGCUUGGAAGAGCACAUCUUUUCAAUGUGUCACAUCCAUUUAUUUCACGUUUCCAGUCAUGUUGGGAAAGCAGCUCCCUCCUCAUUCCCCAGCGUAACUGCUGUGAUUGUAUCGCUGUGUGAAGGAAAAUACUAUGUUUCCAUGUAGCCACUAUCUCUAUGUAGCUACUGUCUCUGUGUAGCCACUAUCUCUAUGUAGCUACUGUCUCUGUGUACUGUAGCCACUGCCUUUAUGUUCCCCCUCCACUAGUGUGUCCUCUCUUGCAGUUGUUUUCUAACCAACUCUUAACCAUUUCUUUCCUGUCCUCUCUUCUCUCUACAGACCUACCUGGUUUAAUGGGUCCAAUCAUCGGGAUGUCGCCGGAUAAGAAAGCGGAAACGCCGGGCAUGCAGGAAGAGAGGGUGGGGCUUAGGGGCGUAUGCGGGGGGGCGGGGACUCUCCCGGAGGCUGAGUGCGGUGCAGCCAGCCCAUUGGCCACCUGUCUGGACCGGGGUUCCGGUGGCUCCGAGGAUGAGGAGCUCACCAACCUCAACUGGCUCCAUGAGAACCUGCUCCAGAACUUUACCCUAGGGGGGCCCGGGGGGGCCCAACCCAGCGCCAGCCCACUCUUUGACAUCGAGGGUGACCCCGGAGCCCCUCAGAACCCAUCUUCUUCAUCCUCUUACUCCUCGUCGCAGAGGGACUCGUUGAAGUCCAAGCCUCCAUUCUCAUUCUCUCUGUUGAUCUACAUGGCCAUAGAGCAGAGCCCCAGUAAGAGCCUGCCGGUGAAGGACAUCUAUGGUUGGAUCCUACAGCACUUCCCCUACUUCUCCUCGGCCCCCACCGGCUGGAAGAACAGCGUCAGACACAACCUGUCACUCAACAAGUGCUUCCGCAAGGUGGAGAGGAGCCUGGGAAAGGUGAGGGAACUAUGAGAUGCAUUCACACACACACACACACACUUUGUUUGUUUACCUUGCAAGGAGCUGGCAGUGGUUAGGUUGUGGGUUUGAUAUCCGCAAAGGUCACACAAACACAUUAUGUAAAAAAUGCAAAGUUCUCAUGCUGACACUGUAGGGUCAAAUCAAAUUUUGUUUGUCACAUACACGUGUUUAGCAGAUGUUAUUGCGGGUGUAGCGAAAUGCUUGUGCUUCUAGCUCCGACAGUGCAGUAAUAUCUAACAAGUAAUAUCUAACAAUUUCACAACAUAUACCCAAUACACACAAAUCUAAGUAAGGAAUGGAAUUUAAGAAUAUAUACAUAUAUAUAUGGACAAGCAAUGACAGAGCGGCAUGGACUAAGAUACAGUAGAAUAUUAUAGAAUACUGUAUAUACAUAUGAGAUGAGUAAUGCAAGAUAUGUAAACAUUAUUAAAGUGGCCAGUGAUUUCAAUAGGCAGCAGCAGCCUCUAAUGUGCUAGUGAUGGCUAUUUAACAGUCUGAUGGCCUUGAGAUAGAAGCUGUUUUUCAUUCUCUCGGUCCCAGCUUUGAUGCACCUGUACUGACCUCGCCUUCUGGAUGAUAGCGGGGUGAACAGGCAGUGGCUCGGGUGGUUGAUGUCCUUGAUGAUCUAUUUGUCCUUCCUGUGACAUCGGGUGCUGUAGGUGUCCUGGUGGGCGGGUAGUUUGACCCCGGUAAUGCGUUCGGCAGACCACACCACCCUCUGGAGAGCCCUGCGGUUGCGGGCGGUGCAGUUGCCAUACCAGGCGGUGAUACAGCCCGACAGGAUACUCUCAAUUUUGCAUCUGUAAAAGUUUGUGAGGGUUUUAGGUGCCAAGCCAAAUUUCUUCAGCUUCCUGAGGUUGAAGAGGCUCUGUUGCACAUUCUUCACCACACUGUCUACGUGGGUGGACCAUAUCAGUUUGUCAGUGAUGUGUACGCCAAGGAACUUGAAGCUUUUCACCUUUUCCACUGCGGUCCCGUCGAUGUGGAUAGGGGGGGUGCACCCUCUGCUGUUUCCUGAAGUCCACGAUCAUCUCCUUUUGUUUUGUUGACAUUGAGUGAGGUUAUUUUCCUGGCACCACACUCCAAGAGCCCUCACCCCUCCUCCCUGUAAGCUGUCUCAUCAUUGUUGGUAAUCAAGCCUACUACUGUUGUGUCUUCUGCAAACUUGAUGAUUGAGUUGGAGGCGUGCUUGGCCAUGCAGUCAUGGGUGAACAGGGAGUACAGGAGGGGGCUGAGCAUGCACCCCUGUGGGGCCCCAGUGUUGAGGAUCAGCGAAGUGGAGAUGUUGUUUUCUACCUUCACCACCUGGGGGGUGGCCCGUCAGGAAGUCCAGGACCCAUUUGCACAGGGCGGGGUUCAGACCCAGGGCCUCGAGCAUAAUCAUGAGCUUGGAGGGUACUAUGGUGUUGAAUGCUGAGCUAUAGUCAAUGAAAAGCAUUCUUACAUAGGUAUUCCUCUUGUCCAGAUGGGAUAGGGCAGUGUGAUGGCGAUAGCAUCGUCUGUGGAUCUGUUGGGGCGGUAAGCAAAUUGAAGUGGGUCUAGGGUGACAGGUAAGGUAGAGGUGAUAUGAUCCUUGACUAGUUUCUCAAAGCUCUUCAUGAUGACAGAGGUGAGUGCUACGGGGCGAUAGUCAUUUAUUUCAGUUACCUUUGCUUUCUUGGGUACAUGAACAAUGGUGGCCAACUUGAAGCAUGUGGGGACAGCAGACUGGGAGAGUGAGAGAUAGAAUAUGUCCGUAAACACACCAGCCAGCUGGUCUGCGCAUGCUCUGAGGACGCGGCUAGGUAUGCCGUCUGGGCCGGCAGCCUUGCAGGGGUUAACGUGCUUAAAUGUCUUACUCACGUUGGUGAGAUUGAGACGAUGACAUCAUUCAGUGGGUUUGAAGUGGUCUUCUAAUGGGGUUCAAAUUAGCUCAAAGUUUCCUGCCCCAUUGAGAUUAUUGGCUGUGUUAAGGUGUCAUGAAGAAUCAUUAGAGCUCUUCACUGACAUUUUGUAGUGGCAGAGGCAGUAGUGACAUUGACAAUGUGUUCAAACUGUUUGACUGACAGUGUUAACUGUACACCUUCGACUGUGUGUGCAUGUGCUUGUAUAGUAUUUGCAGCUGUCUGUGUGGCUCAUGGACUGUGGCAGGGCCAGGGUUUUAAACCACCCUGAGGCCCCCUGACGUGUGUGUGCGUGUUUGUGUGUGUGUGUCAGGGCCAGUGUAGUGCAGCACCCUGCCUGCGGCCCCCUGUGUUCCUCCCCUCCCUGUGAUAAGGCUGGGUGUAUACCAGUCAAGGUCAUAGACCCUCCUUCAGAGGAAAUGCAAACACAGCACUAAGAUAGGGCGCUAUCUCCCAACACACCACACACACUGCAACUGUAGAGCCACGACCAGGCAGAGAGGACACACACACACACACACACACUGCAACUGUAGCGCCAGGCAGAGGACAAGCCCAGGGCUGAAGACCUGACCUACACAAACACAGAGAGAGGGAGAGAGACAAGUCUGUUAAAGAAAGGGUAGAGAAGGGAAACGAAAGGACAGAAAGUGAGGGAGAAGAGUAGAGCAUAUAGGAAAGAGACAUUGUUUCUGUAGUUGUGUUGGACACUGGUUCAAGCUCAGCUCGCGGCAGACAAGUCAGUUGUUUCUGUAGUUGUGUUGGACACUGGUUCAAGCUCAGCUCGGGGCAGACAAGUCAGUUGUUUCUGUAGUUGUGUUGGACACUGGUUCAAGCUCAGCUCGCGGCAGACAAGUCAGUUGUUUCUGUAGUUGUGUUGGACACUGGUUCAAGCUCAGCUCGGGGCAGACAAGUCAGUUGUUUCUGUAGUUGUGUUGGACACUGGUUCAAGCUUAGCUCGGGGCAGACAAGUCAGUUGUUUCUGUAGUUGUGUUGGACACUGGUUCAAGCUCAGCUCGGGGCAGACAAGUCAGUUGUUUCUGUAGUUGUGUUGGACACUGGUUCAAGCUCAGCUCGGGGCAGACAGGGAAUAUAACUAUACUGUUACAAUCAGCUCAGUGGCUGGCUAGCAACUAGUUUGCUAGGAGGGGCUGAUGACUAGCUAUAAGUAGAAAUUAGCUUAGCGGCAGCAUUACUGUAGCACAGUGCAUCACAAUGCAGGUAGGCUCAGUGUGCUGGUUCUCAGUGUGAGCCCACCCGUCUGCUGAGCUGAGCUUAGAGAGCGCAGCAGAGAGAGAAGCACUGGUUUCAGAUGACACACACUGCCUGGUGGUUUGUGUUGCCAUGGUGACAUUUCCUCCUUCCUGCCUACGAGCCGGCUGGUAAUCUGAGUCAAGGUUAUCCCUCCUCCUCUCUCCUUCCUCUCCUCCCUCGCUCCCUCCCCCCUCCUUCUCCUGGACAGAACACCAGCGAUAGAUAAUGAGAGAACCGUUUACACACUUUAUAUCUCUCUCUCUCUCUCUCACACAUACACACACACACACACACACACACACACACACACACACACACACGAAAAAAUAUGUUUUUCUUGUCAAAACAUCAUGGAGACGUGUGUUGUCUCAGUGGUAGGUCAUGAAUCUGCAUAUGGGAUAUGACAAUGUCUUCACACGUCUUUGGCUUCAAUAGUGAGAGGUUCUACAAAGGCAAGUCACAUGGACAGGACUGUAAAAAGCUCAACGCAGUCCAACCCUGUAAUAAGUCAUUUAAGGAUGGUGUGGAUUGUUUAUCGACUGUUUUCCUCCCAUCAUGCAGUUCACCCAGCAGGGUCUGGAUUGGUAAUCACAUGCUCAGGUGACUACAUUAUGAGUCAUUAUGGCAGCUAGAGCAACUAAAGUCCUGGUGAGACUACAGUGAGACUUAGGGCUGGGCCAUAUAUUGUAUUUUAAGGUAUAACGGUAUGGAUCAACAUACCGGUAUGGAUUUUUACAAUAACAAUAUUUUGAUACAGUGCUAAACAAAUGAAAAGUUCUACAAAUUUGACUACUUUACUGUCAAGUUUGUCCUAGUUUGGUUGAGUAUAAAACAAUCCGAAUGGAGAAAGCCUAUUAAAACCACUUAGAAUUAAUUUGUUGAUAUCCUAGGGUCUAAAACAUAUUUAGAACUUGUAUUAUUCAGAAACAUAAAAUACCGCUUUACCGUCAAAAAUGAGAAUAUCCUGAUAUAUUAUUUUGGCCAUAUCGCCCAGCCCUAGUCAGACUACAGGGAGACUACCAUGAGAGUCAGCCAUGCAGGCAAAAAAGUUAUAGGUGUUUGCCGUCAAAAAUCCUAGUCAUGAUGAGUACUUUACCAAAGCGUCUCUUGAUACUACAGUGAGAUGCUAUAUGAAUUUAUCCAAUAAGAAAUGCUCAGUUUUGAAACAUUUUGCUACGGUGUGCCCCAAUGACCGCCACUCAGGUCAUUCUUGCUGUACUUUCUAAUGUAGUAUGUGAUGUUUUUUUCAGGUGAAUGGUAAGGGUUCUCUGUGGUGUGUGGACCCAGAGUACAGGCCUAACCUGAUCCAGGCCUUGAAGAAGCAGCACUUCCCUGCAGCUCAUACCUUCUGCACACCGCCCGCCUCCCCACCCAGUGCCUCCUCACCCCCCAGACACCUCUUUCUGCAGGGCUGCUCCUUCAAAGGUGAGUCCUAUGUUUUUUGUUAAUUUCGUGCAAUUCUACGCAUUUUCCCAUGAGGUUAAAGAAAAUGUUGCAGUUUUAAAGCAAGUUUGCUGCAAUUCUAAACAUUUGGCCAUGGAGCGGAGAGAAGAUUCUGCAAUUGUAUAACUAAUUUCAUGCAAUUCAACUCAUUUUGCAAUUCUACUCAAAUAUGUUUUGGGGGGGGGGGAUUUAUUUCGAGGGGCUUAAAAAGGGGGGCCGCCGCCAGUUGCCCAUCCCUGAUCUAGAAAUAUGAUUGAGAUUAGAUUUGAUCCAGUUUCAGCAUUCGCUGCAUGUGAUUUCAAGUUCACAUGGUUGUUGCCAUUUUCAUCAUGCAACAUUGGCUGCAAGACCAUCCACUCAUCUUCAACUGUCAUUUUAGUCAUUAUUUGAUUUCUAACCAUAGAUGCCUCAAUGUAGAUUCUUCCAAUCUGUAUCCUCCACCUCUCUCUCUCCCUCUAUCUAUCUGUCUCUCUAACUCUCUCUCUCCCCUACCCUCUUGUUUGGUAACCUUGACUACAGAGGCCCUGGUGAUGCUGAUAGAGUGUAGAGCAGAGCACUCAGUCUCCACUCUAGUUGAUUAUAAAUAAUUUAGAGCCCCUGAAGUGUGGUAUGAGGAAAGCUAGGAAACCUCUCUUCCUUUAGUCCCUCUACAGCCUCCUUGGCCAGCCAGCCGGCCACACACACACACACACAUGCACACACACACACACACACACACACUCAUGCUAUUCCACUGACCACCAUGCAUGUUCUCUCCUCUUCCAGAGUCUGACAUAGAUGCUGCCACUGCCAUGAUGCUCUUAAACUCUGCCCCUGAUCAUCACCACGCCGACCCAUGUAAGAGACUCCACCCCACACCAUGCCUCUUCCACUUCUCUGCUUCUCUCUGUCUACACCUUUUCACUACUACUCUCCCCCCUUUCUCUCUCUCCCACUUUCUCUGUCUCUCUUGCACUUUGUCUCUCUCCCACUUUCUCUCUCUCUCUCUCCCACUUUCUCUCUCUCUCUCUCCCACUUUCUCUCUCUCUCUCUCCCACUUUCUCUCUCUCUCUCUCCCACUUUCUCUCUCUCUCUCCCACUUUCUCUCUGUCUACACCUUUACAUUACUACUCUCCCCCUUUCUCUCUGUCUCUCGGUCAUUCACCCAUUUCACGCUUUCGUCUUUUAUUGCUUUUGCAUCACUCACCCAGCAUCUAUCCACCCCUUGUAAAACAUCUCCCAGUGUCUCUCCAUUGUUUACUAUGUACACUCAACAGCACAGUUGAAGUCACACAUAUUCCCGUUCCAAGCCAGACAAUGUUGCAUAUAGAAAUAUCUUCCUGUGAAUAAGUGGUGUAUUUCAUUUCCCUUUUCCCCCAUGCCUCUGCUGUUGUCAUUAAUUGUUAUGAAUCUUAAUUGCUGUUAUCUGCUGAACACACGGACACUCCCUAGCCUGCUGAACACACGGACACUCCCUAGCCUGCUGAACACACGGACACUCCCUAGCCUGCUGAACACACGGACACUCCCUAGCCUGCUGAACACACGGACACUCCCUAGCCUGCUGAACACACGGACACUCCCUAGCCUGCUGAACACACGGACACUCCCUAGCCUGCUGAACACACGGACACUCCCUAGCCUGCUGAACACACGGACACUCCCUAGCCUGCUGAACACACGGACACUCCCUAGCCUGCUGAACACACGGACACUCCCUAGCCUGCUGAACACACGGACACCACUCCCCUAGCCUGCUGAACCACUGACACUCCCUAGCCUGCUGAACACACGGACACUCCCUAGCCUGCUGAACACACGGACACUCCCUAGCCCACCGCCUAUUUGAUUAAAAACACUUUACUCUCUUUAUCACAUAAGCUACUCCUACUACCCUGUUGCAUUCAGAAACACUGUUUCUUUAGUGUGAAGAUGAUUUCCUCCUCAAUCUCUCUCCCUCUCCUUACUCCCCCUCUCCUCUCCUUACAUCCUCAUCUCUCUCUUCUUUCCCUCCCUCUCCCAGGUGAUCCAGACAGUCCCCUGGACCUGUCCCGGCCAGACAUGGUCCUGGUGAGCAGCGAUCCUAAGCAGGACCACAACUACAGCAGCAUGGCCCUGCAGCGCUGCUCCUCCCGCUCCUCCUCCUCCUCCUCCCUCUCCUCCCUGGACGAAGGAGGCCCAGGCCACGCCAUGCCCCGCCCACGCCGUUCCGGCAGCGAGGGUUUCCAUAGCGACGAGGACUCCGACCUCGGGGACCGGGACGAGAGGGGUGGCCACCCCCGGCCUGCUCCUCGCCGCCCCUCCCCCUCUUCCUCCUCGGUGAAGCGCCCGGCGGGUAAGAGGGCGCAUAGGGAGGUGACAGCCAAGCCGGAGCUGGAUGAGGAGCUGAAGGAGGCGGCCGGGUCUCUGCUUCACCUGGCUGGGAUCCGUACCUCCAUGGAGCUCAACAAACGCAGUGCCAAGAGCAAAAAACUGAACAGGAAAUGAGGUCGUCGUACUACCUUGCUCUCACUGCCCUCGCCCUCAGACUCCCGCCCCUGUAACCCCUGAUCUGAUUGUGUGUCCUACUGAUAGGUCCAGGUUGUGCCUCCUCCUCCUUUUCUGAUUGCUGAUUGGCUGAUUUUGAGCCAGUUUUUUGGUUUGACACAUGAUGGGAUGGGAAAUCCCUCCCUAUCCCAACACAACAAAUGGCAAUAGUAUCAUUCACACACAGGAGAAUAAAGCCAUAUUGAGACUUUUGUAACUCGGGCAUGUCAGGUGGGGGGGGGGGGGUUAAGUGGGGUGCUUGGGGACUACUGU
Coregonus sp. 'balchen' is the source of this 19745-nucleotide messenger RNA. The record is from the annotation of a GenBank genome assembly. Lineage: Eukaryota; Metazoa; Chordata; Actinopteri; Salmoniformes; Salmonidae.